Carassius gibelio (silver crucian carp) is the source of this 2558-nucleotide messenger RNA. RefSeq names its product kynurenine--oxoglutarate transaminase 1-like. Gene Ontology annotation, molecular function: pyridoxal phosphate binding; L-kynurenine:2-oxoglutarate transaminase activity. Bases 175 to 1437 code for a protein of 420 amino acids. The transcript has 14 exons. Gene Ontology annotation, cellular component: cytoplasm; mitochondrion. The record is from RefSeq and is a predicted model, not a curated record. NCBI's taxonomy places the organism in Eukaryota, Metazoa, Chordata, Actinopteri, Cypriniformes, Cyprinidae. Gene Ontology annotation, biological process: biosynthetic process.
CUGCUCGCAGUUUUAUUGAGGAACACGCUUGAGAAGUACGUGGACGUCGUUAACAGCUGGUGAAAGUGACUGAACAAGUGUUUCUGAAACACUGGCAUUAGGAGAAGAGCAGCGGUAAAUGGAUCUUCUCUGUCAGUCGGAUCAGUAAACGCAGGUUUUCGUGAUAAGGGCAAUAUGUCUCGUAAACUGCACGCGAGAAGAAUUGAAGGAAUUGACAAGAAUAUAUGGGUGGAAUUCAGUCAGCUGGCUGCUGACUAUAAGGCUGUGAACCUGGGUCAAGGGUUCCCUGAUUUCUCCCCUCCUCAUUUCAUUCAGGAGGCCUUCUGCGAAGCCCUGAAUGGAGGUUUCUCCAAGCACCAGUACACACGUGCUUUUGGCCACCCAAAUCUUGUGAAGAUCCUGGCCAAAUUCUUCAGUAGGAUUGUUGGCCAGGAAAUAGACCCAAUGGAGGAUAUCUUGGUUUCUGUAGGAGCAUAUCAAGCGCUUUUCUGCACCUUUCAGGCUCUUAUUGAUGAGGGCGAUGAGGUGAUUAUUGUGGAGCCAUUCUUUGACUGUUAUCAGCCAAUGGUAAUGAUGGCGGGCGGAACGGCUGUAUAUGUGCCCCUUAAACCAAGGGAAGGCUGUGGUCCUGUUCUAUCCAGUGCUGACUGGGUGCUGUCUCCUGAAGAGUUGGCGAGUAAAUUUAGUCCUCGUACCAAAGCUAUUGUCAUUAACACUCCUAAUAACCCUCUUGGCAAGGUCUAUCUGCAGGAGGAACUUCAGAUGAUUGCUGACUUGUGCAUUAAACAUGACAUCAUUUGCAUCAGCGACGAAGUGUACGAGUGGCUCACAUAUGAUGGAACAAAACAUGUGAAAAUUGCCAGUCUGCCAGGUAUGUGGGAACGCACUGUAACCAUUGGGAGUGCAGGCAAGACUUUCAGUGCCACAGGAUGGAAGGUGGGUUGGGCAAUGGGACCAGGGCAUAUCUUGAAGCACUUAAAAACCGUCCAUCAGAACUCGGUGUAUCACUGUGCCACAGCUGCCCAGGAGGCUGUAGCAGUAGGUUUUCAGAGGGAAUAUGAUGUUUUUGGAACAGAGGAAAGCUAUUUCCACCAGUUCCCCAUAGAUCUUCAUCAAAAGCGGCUGAGGCUGGCAGAUUGUCUGAAGAGCGUUGGACUAAAACCUGUCCUACCCCAGGGAGGAUACUUCAUGAUCGCAGAUAUCUCAAAUCUUAAUGUUGACUUUACUGACCCUGAUACUAAAGAUGAACCCUAUGACUACAGAUUUGUGAAAUGGCUCAUAAAAGAGAAGGGACUGGCCACUAUCCCUGUGUCUGCUUUCUUCAGCCCGGAACACAAAGACCAAUUCCAGAAAUACAUCCGAUUCUGCUUCGUAAAGGAGAACUCAACCCUGCAAGCAGCAGAGGACAUAAUGAGGCAGUGGAGUGACCACAAAUGAAAAUUCUAAAUUCAGGCAGUACAGGCCUGUCACAGACUGAAAAAUCAGAAACGCAAGAGAACCACUUUGAGAUUUUCUUCAUCGAUAAUAAUUUCAUAUUGUUUCAUCUCUACACUGAUAUAUGUUAAACGGUGAUGUCAGUAUUGCCUUAUCAGUUUGAACCUGAAACACACCCAGUGAAUAUUAGAGAAGGGGAUCGAGCAGAACUUGUGAAAGCACAGCUCUUACAGGUCGUUUCAGAAUAGUAUGUUUUUGUUUGGAGUUCUCUCAUACUUUUAGAUAUACUGUUUUGUGAUUGCUACUGCUGUUUGUUUUAUCCUGAUCUUUAUUACAGCAGAGUAUGUAAUUGUGUUAUAUUAUCCAUUUGCGAGAGACUCCCGGAGCAUGUCUGCAUUAUGCUGGGUUAAAUAAACAACCCAGCUUGCUGGUUCAGCUUGGCCCAGUGUUUCUUAAACCUUUUUGGUAACGCCCCUGUUUAAAACGUUUUUUUUUUAUUCACCUGGAACCCCUUUUAUGGUGAGAAUCUUUUAAUGUCAGGCUUGUUGAGAAGGUGUUAAAGUCAAUGGUCUGGAAAAGAAAGAUUCGGUGGAACUAGCCAAUUGAUAAAAGACAGGGCCAGCCACCAUUCAAACAUUCACACAAUUUUGCCUUUUCUAUGUUUUUAACCUACUCUGAGAAUAGCCUAACAUGUGUUCUGUCCUGUAUUCAGCCACUGGUCCAAAAAAAAAAAAACAUUUUAACUUGUGAUAUAACAAUAUAUGUAUUUAUUACUUAUCAAUUUAACAUAAUUUGCUGGAUAAAAGUUUUAGUUUUUCAAUCAUUAAUAAUAAUUUAACCAAAAUAAUAAUUAUAAUUUUUGUGUGUGUGUAACAUCAGGAGAACAGAAAUUUCUCUAAUCAUUAUUUUCAGUUUAUCUUUUCAUUACCAUAAAUUAACUUUUUAUAAUGGUUGUAUUCUAAUUGUUUUCACUUUGACAUCCAAUAAUGCACCACAGUAAACAACACUUAAAUUUAGCCAGUUAAUCACUCAUUCCGGCUAUAAUAAUAAUAGUAAUACUAACAUUAUUAUUAUCGUCAUAUAACAUUACUAUUAUUCAUUAUUAUUUUAUUUUAUUAUUUAAU